Molecule: messenger RNA, 594 nt
Organism: Phymastichus coffea
Lineage: Eukaryota; Metazoa; Arthropoda; Insecta; Hymenoptera; Eulophidae
Gene: Tcs6
Exons: 3
Coding region: 179-454 (91 amino acids)
Cellular component (GO): EKC/KEOPS complex
Source: RefSeq, a predicted model, not a curated record
AACGCGUGCGUGAGAGAGAUCUUCUGAUCUAGAGACAAAUAGGUUCUAUUUGUUUCUAUGAAAAUCUAAUGAUUUAUAAUCAGUAAAUUGAGGCUUCAUAGCGAGAAAUUCAAAUGUAGAAAUAAAACUGUAUCGACAGCAAGACAAUCCUGAGCAGUUAUAUAAAUUGUUCGACGUCAUGAAUGACCUCGAAGUUAAUUUAAAUAUACCUUUUCCUACUGAAAGAGAAGCUGAUGUUGCUUAUCAAGUGUUGAGAGUUGAUUCAGAGCCUUCAAGGAGUGGUGUUACAAAAACAUUAACAUUGGAGUCUAAUAUUAUAAAAGUUACAUUCACUGCCAAAGAAGCUCGUAAAAUCAGAGUAGGAUUAACUUCAUUUUUUGACUCGCUACUUCUUGUUACACGAACCAUCCAAAUUUUUGGGCCUCCAACUGCUACAUAUGAUCACUAUCAAUAACAUUGUAUAGCAAAUUAUUCAGAAACAAGAUGUCUGAGCGUACUCCAGCUCCUUACAGGCCAAGAUCAGUGUAUGGAUAUGCUAUGUACAUAGGAUUCAAUUUUUUGUUGUUGUUGUAUCUUAUUUGGGCAUUUAUACCU